Sinocyclocheilus anshuiensis is the source of this 2869-nucleotide messenger RNA. RefSeq names its product thrombospondin type-1 domain-containing protein 7B-like. The coding region runs from base 30 to 2414 and encodes 794 amino acids. The transcript is spliced from 17 exons. Gene Ontology annotation, biological process: actin cytoskeleton organization. Gene Ontology annotation, cellular component: plasma membrane. NCBI's taxonomy places the organism in Eukaryota, Metazoa, Chordata, Actinopteri, Cypriniformes, Cyprinidae. The record is from RefSeq and is a predicted model, not a curated record.
CUCUGGUCCCAGAUUCUGUCCAGCAGGGAAUGACAGGAGCCAGUGAAUCGUGUGGUAAAGGAUUAGAGAUGAGAGGAGUGAGCUGUGUGGACGAGUAUGAUGAGAUGGCAGCUGUGUCAGAGUGUCUCCAGUGGGCCGGGCCGAUGCCGUCACGCUUCAGGAGCUGCUGGGUGCCAUGCAGGGAUGACUGCACCUUCAGUUCCUGGUCUAUAUUCUCUGAAUGCUCUGGCUGUGGAAGCCGACGUACCCGCAAACGCACACUAACAGGUUGGAGCCGGAAACAAGACCGCUGUCAGCGGGAAGACUUGUACCCUCUGGUGGAGUCCGAGCACUGUCCGUGUGAGGAGUUUGUUUCUCAGCCAUAUGGUAAUUGGACGUCUUGUAUCCUAUCGGAGACCCCAGCACAAGGAUCCCUCCAGGGAUGGAGGGGUCAGCAAGAGGCGCGUGACUGCGGUCAGGGAUUGCGUUAUCAUGCUGUGGUCUGUCUGGACCACGAAGCCCACCUGGUUAGCCCAGACCGCUGCAGUGAAUCAGGUCUGAUGGAGGAGGUCUGCCACAUACCCUGCCCUCUGGACUGCAAGCUGAGCGACUGGUCGCCGUGGUCGGCCUGCAGCGCCUCCUGUGGCAGCAGGCUGAAAAUCAGGUCCAAAUGGCUACGGGAGAAGCCAUUCAACGGCGGGCGGCCAUGCCCCAAACUAGACCUGAAGAAUCAGGUGUAUAAGGCUGUGCCCUGUCGAAGUGAGUGCGGUCAGUACGAGUGGGUAACAGACCCCUGGUCAGUCUGCACCAUCAACACAGUGGACGAGCUGCCAGCCUGUGGUGAGGGUGUCCAAAGCCGCAAGAUUCGGUGUGUGAGGCGUAGCAGUGAGGAUCUGGUUAGCAGUGUGAAUGAGACCCUGUGCGACCAGGAAGAAAUCCCUCUCCAAGCUCAGACCUGCGUCCUGCCAUGCCCUAAUGACUGUGUGAUGUCCCAGUGGAGUCAAUGGAGCACCUGUUCAAUACCAUGUAAUGAAAGCACAGUGAGGAUGAGGACGAGACACAUGCUGCGCCCCCCAGUGGCCGACAGAGUGUGUCCAGACAGCACCCAGACAGAGCCCUGCAGCCUCAACAGCACCUGCUUCAAUUAUCACUACAAUGUCUCCGGCUGGAGCACCUGUCAGCUGAGCGAACAUGCCAUCUGCGGCCAGGGCACGAGGACACGACUGUUAGAUUGCAUCCGCAGCGAUGGCAAAGUUGUGGAUUUGAGUGUGUGUGAGGAGCUGGGCCUGCCUCAACCGUGGAGACUGGCGAUGAACUGUGUGGUGGACUGUUCCUUUAACUGCAUCCUGUCUGACUGGGCGCCCUGGACCGAGUGUUCACACACCUGUGGCAGUAAAGGUGUUAUGAUUCGCUCUCGCAGCAUGCUUCAGCAAGCUCAUGAGGAGGGACGCCCGUGCGCCUCUCAGCUUUCCCAGACCAAACCCUGUCCCAUCAGCCCCUGCUACACGUGGCUUCUGAGCGAUUGGUCUCCCUGCACAGUGGAGGGGGCAGACUGUGGAGAGGGCAAGAGGGAGAGGAACCUGACGUGUGUGGUGCACUGGUCAGACUGGCCGGACAACCCCUACCCUUCGAAAACGGUAGAGGACGAGAAAUGUGGAGACCGAGUGAGAAAGGAAAGCGAGCAGGAACUGCAGCAGCCGUGUUUCGUCCCCUGUCCAGGAGACUGUCACCUUACAGAGUGGUCGCAGUGGAGUUCCUGUCAGCUGACGUGUCUGGAAGGACGUAGUUUUGAGACGGUGGGCCGUCAGGCACGCUCACAGGCUGUGGUCAUACAAGUGCUGGAGAAUCAGGACAGCUGCCCUCACCAAGUCUUUGAGACACGUCCAUGUAAAGGAGGGAAAUGUCACAGUUACGAGUGGAGGACCAGCGCCUGGAAUGACAACGAAAGAUCAGUGUGGUGCCAGCGGUCUGAUGGGGUCAAUGUGACAGGGGGCUGCUUUCCACAGAACCGGCCAACCACUGUGCGGCACUGUGACCCUCCCUGCACCAAACCCUUCUCCCACUGCAAGCAGAGCGGCGUGUGUGGCUGUGAAAAGGGCUACACUGAAGUGAUGACCACACAUGGAUUCCUGGAUUAUUGCACCAAGACCCCAGGAGCUGACAACAAGAAGGCAGAUGUGAAGACCAGCUCGGGAAGAUUAAAACCAGGCACCACUCAGAUCCAGGACUUCUUCGGGGAGUGGUCCCUGCAGCCACUCGGCCCAGAUGGAAGAAUAAAGCUGUGGGUCUAUGGGUUAACAGCUGGAGGAUUCAUUCUCAUAUUAUUCAUAAUUACUGUGGCCUUUCUGUUUUGCAAACCAUCCAAACAGAGUAAAAGUUCAUCUCCACCACAGAAGCCCCUGACUCUGGCCUAUGACGGGGAUGUGGACAUGUGAUCAAGCUCUCUGUGACUGUACAUUCAAAGCACAAGCUGGACUACGUGCAACAUUUUAAUAUGUUCAUUUCUCCAAGGCACCCUUUGGAUUUUGGGAAAAAUAAAAAAAAGAAACAGACAUCGAAGAACAUUUCGAUCUUGAAGUCUGAAGCGUACACGAAACGUUGUGUGCAAGACAGCAAGGACAAAGGUUGUGGAUCAGUGGUCGUAGUCGUGAAAAUCGUGACAUUUAAAGAGGGUACAAGACACAGCUGACAUUCCAUGGACCAGAUGGAGGACUUCGACAUUUUCUUGCCGUGAUUUUUCUUACAUCAGAAAAAAAAGAGAAAAAAAAAAAAGUUCAAAUUGUGCUGAAUCUAUUGUAUCAGUCACAUUAAAAGCCAGUUCACCCAAAAAUGAAAAGUGUUUCAUCAUUUACUCACCCUCAAACCUGUAUGACUGGAUCACGACCGGACA